CAACAUCUCGAUUGCACGAGGGAAAUGCAGAAUCGUUGUGAAAUAUUGAAUUGAUUCACUUUUAUCAAAAUGGAUUGUGUAUAAAUCGUUUCAAGAUGCUUUCCUAGCGUUUUAUAUAGGGACUGAUAUGUUAAUAAUUUAUCAACAAAGAAGUGUUUGUACACGUUCACGUUUACGGAAAUUCUAAACCUGCCUUUUCUUGCAAUCGGCCGGUGUAAUACACUGUGCGUAAUAAAGAAAAUACCUUCCUUUUUUCAUUUUCAUAAUAUCUAAACAAAUCGUGAAAAACCGCUUAUUUUGCUAUACAUCGCUGGAUUUAUUCAUAACAUCUCUUCAGAACUAUGCCGCGUUCAUAUUCUCGUUCCCCAUCGCGAUCAAAAUCUUCACGCCGAAGGUCGCGUUCUAAAUCUCGUGAAAGGGAUAAAUAUUCUAGUAGGAAAGACUAUCAGCGAUACCGACCCUUGGAAGAUCGUUCCUCGAAUUCCCGUUCGCUGGCCAGCUCAUCAUCGCGGAGUAAUAGUCACCAGUCUCAUCGCAAUCAACAUAAACAUUCAAGCAGCAAGAAUGAUUACCGACGAAGGAGUCGCUCGAGAAAUCGUGAGGGACGUGACCGCGAUCGAAAGAGGUCAAAGUCACGGGAAAAAUACACUCGCAAGCGGGCUAGCUCUAGCAGUUCUAGUAGCAACAGUGGCAGUAGCAGCAGUACCAGCAGUAGCAGUAGCAGUUCUGGAAACUCAAGCUCACCGGCACGUUCAGAUGAAGCGAACAUAAACGAAAAAGAGUUUAUAUUUAAAUCAUUGGUUGAUAAUCCGGAUUCGCAGCUCGACAAAGCAUCAGUGUUGGCAAAAAUAGAUGCAGAUGAGUUCGUACCACAAUCCUUCGAAUCUUCUAAAAAGCCCGCCCCAAAUCCUGUAACUGGAAGUAUCGUUAUUGAUUUGGCUGCUCAAACGAUAAAAGUGCCGAAACCAGAUGAGGAACUAGCGGAAGAUCCGCUGUUUCAUCCAAAUUUUUUCGGUAGCGACGAUGAAAGAAUGACUCGGUGGGUUCGCAAGCUGUUGACUAUGAGACAAAAUGUUUAAGAACAAAAAAAAUGAGACAUCUGCUUUAAACGGCCAUUUAUUCAUCACUCUACACAAUAAAAUCUAUUUCAACCUAAAA
This is a messenger RNA of Toxorhynchites rutilus septentrionalis, 1158 nucleotides long. RefSeq names its product serine/Arginine-related protein 53. Lineage: Eukaryota; Metazoa; Arthropoda; Insecta; Diptera; Culicidae. The record is from RefSeq and is a predicted model, not a curated record.